AUGCUAACUUUGUCUCUCUUCGCAGUCCUAGCCUGUGCUUUUCUAGUGUCUUUACGUCGACAAUGGCGCGGAACCAGCCUGAGGCAUCCACCAGGUCCAUGGGCGAUUCCCGCCAUCGGCAAUCUAUUGCACUUUCCGCUCUCCAAAGACUCGCCAUGGCGGAAAUUGCUCAAGUGGAAGUAUGAGUUCGGCAAAAUGACAUACCUUCAUGGCUUUGGCAACUCCGUUGUAGUCCUCAACGAUAUCGACACGUGCAAUGACCUGCUUGUGAAGGAUGGGCAUGUUUGGACUGAUCGACCUGUCUUCACAAUGGGAGGCGAACUUAUGGGUGUGGACCGCUCUACAGUAUUCAUGUCAAAUACACCAACAUGGCGCUACCAUCGCAAGCUCACUGAUAUUGCUUUCAACGCAAAUGUCGUGAAGGAGUACUGUGGAGCCCAAGAGGACAUCGCCGCAUUGAUGGCGCAGAGUAUCACAACUCAUCCUGAGGGAUUUAUUGAGCAUUUACGGCUUGCAACGGGGAGGAUUAUCAUGUCUGUGACCUAUGGAAUAUCUCCCCAGUUGGCAGAGGAAGAUUACAUCCGGCAUGCUGAAGAUACGCUGAUGCUGCUGACCGAAACACUUGUGCCCGGAGCGUACCUUGUUGACGCUAUUCCUUCUCUCAAGUACCUUCCGGAACACCUACCUUUCAAGACAUUUCAUGACAAGGCUCGGGAGGGCCGCGCUAUGUCAGAGAAGCUGGUUUUUCCACCAUAUCACCAGGUGAAGAAAGAGAUGGCAGCGGGAGAGGCGCCGCAUUCGCUAGUAAAACAGCUGCUUAGCUUGCCCCACGCAGAUACCCAGUCUGACUCCGCAGACGCUGCGUUCGAAGAUGCGGUAAUAUGGGCAGCAGGCUCGAUGUACGGCGCUGGUGUCGAAACGACGUAUUCAACAGUUCUCAAUUGCAUAUUGGCGAUGACCAUGUACCCCGAGGUUCAGCGACGCGCACAACUCGAGUUGGACUCGGUAGUGGGCGACAAACUUCCCAGCAUUGAGAAUCAACACGAGACACCAUAUCUUAAUGCGCUCCUGCAAGAGCUUCUUCGUUGGCAUCCAGCGUUGCCUUUGGGGAUUCCUCAUCGCUCUUCGAAGGACGUGGUAUAUCAAGGCUUCUUUCUGCCCAAGAAUACCAUCGCCAUCGCCAAUGUCUGGGCGAUAACCCGUGAGGAAGAUCCCGAUUUCUCGCCUGAGGAAUUUGCGCCCGAGCGGUUUUUGCCCCGUCCCUCGGGUUUUGUUCCACAAGACCCGUUCACCUAUGCUUUUGGCUUCGGGCGCCGCAUUUGUCCAGGCAAGGCGCUUGCCGCAAACUCGAUUUACAUCCUCGUAGCGUAUCUUGUCCAUAAUUUCUCCUACCAUUUGCCCCGGAACGUAGAUGGAGUUGAAGAGGCCAUUCAUCCAACAUGGAGGAGUAGUUUGACAAGCUUCCCAAAUCCCUUCAAGUGCCGCAUCGUGCCGCGAAGCGAGGAGAGGAUGUCCAUGAUAAAUCAGCGUGCUUCAAGCGCUAGAAUGGCCAAAUAA
Mycena indigotica is the source of this 1557-nucleotide messenger RNA. RefSeq names its product Cytochrome P450. The transcript has 14 exons. Gene Ontology annotation, molecular function: oxidoreductase activity, acting on paired donors, with incorporation or reduction of molecular oxygen; iron ion binding; heme binding. The record is from RefSeq and is a predicted model, not a curated record. The coding region runs from base 1 to 1557 and encodes 518 amino acids. NCBI's taxonomy places the organism in Eukaryota, Fungi, Basidiomycota, Agaricomycetes, Agaricales, Mycenaceae.